GGCGCCGAGGCCAUUGCCCGGCAGAGGGCGUCAGACGUCCACCCUGCAGCCCAGGGUCGGGGUGCGGGUAAGCGGAGCCCAGUCCCUCACCCCGAACCCGCGUGCACGCUGGCGUCCCUGGCCCAGGCGAGGUGGGCAGACAUGACUCUCGCGUCAGCAUCUUCCCUGGUGCCACCGCCGCUACCUCCUGUGGGGAAGCUGAGGCCAGAGGCGGACAUGUGCCAAGCCACGCCGCUGGGGCAGUGCAAAGUUGAGGGGCUCUUCCCGGAGCUGGAGGCCGGGGGCUUCUCGAACCCGGUGCGGAGGCACAGCCAGCCAAUCCGGGAGACCCUGUCUGGCCGCGCCAGCCAAUCAGAGGGUCCCUGCCGAAGGCGGAGCCUGCUAAUCAGGGGCACCUGGAGUCGCUGGGCAGCCACGAUCGGGUCUCGCCGGCGAGGGGCGCGACGUGACGCGCGGAGGGUGGCGGUGGGUUGGGGGUGGGAGCUUUGCUCGCAGCUGAGCCCCGUUUUUCCGGUGCCGCAGUAUCCCUGGGACUGAGAGCUGAAUACCCACACCCAGGGCUGGGACCUUAGCAGAAAGGAAACUGAGGCUGGGAGGUCGGCCGGGAGGCUGCCUGGCGGAGGCGGCGCUGCUCCGAGUGGGCAGGGCGGGUUCCGGCCCCGCCCCGCCCCCGACCUCUUGGCUCCGCUUGUGCCCGGCGCGCCGCCGCCAGUGCUGCGGGCUCCGGGCAAUGGAUGCCCCCGGGGCCCCGGCCCAGACCGCCGCCCCCGGUCCGGGCAGGAAGGAGCUGAAGAUCGUGAUCGUGGGCGACGGCGGCUGCGGCAAGACCUCGCUGCUCAUGGUGUACAGCCAGGGCUCCUUCCCCGAGCACUACGCCCCAUCGGUGUUCGAGAAGUACACGGCCAGCGUGACCGUUGGCAGCAAGGAGGUGACCCUGAACCUCUACGACACGGCCGGGCAAGAAGACUAUGACCGGCUGCGGCCCCUGUCCUACCAGAACACCCACCUCGUGCUCAUCUGCUAUGACGUCAUGAAUCCCACCAGCUACGACAACGUCCUCAUCAAGUGGUUCCCUGAGGUCACGCAUUUCUGCCGCGGGAUCCCCAUGGUGCUCAUUGGCUGCAAGACAGACCUGAGGAAGGACAAGGAGCAGCUGCGGAAGCUCCGGGCCGCCCAGCUGGAGCCCAUCACCUACAUGCAGGGCCUGAGCGCCUGCGAACAGAUCCGAGCUGCUCUCUACCUGGAAUGUUCCGCCAAGUUUCGGGAGAAUGUGGAGGGCGUCUUCCGGGAGGCCGCCAAGGUGGCUCUCAGUGCUCUGAAGAAGGCGCAACGGCAGAAGAAGCGCCGGCUCUGCCUGCUGCUCUGACCCAGGGCAGACAGACCUCACGACAGCACUGACAGGGCCCGGGGGCCCAGGUGCCGACUGCACCAGGGAGGCUGCCCCAUCCCGACCCUCCAGCUCAUGGUGUCUGGGGCCUGCGGCUAGACUCUUGGAACAUUCUGGAACUCUCUCCUUUCCUGGCUGGGGCUCUGACCACAAACUCCCCUCCAGGCUGCCCCUGGGACAUGGUGGUGAUGUGGGUGCAGGAGCCAGUGUCUGUUGUCGGGACUCGGAAGUGCCCUCAUCACAGCCACCCCCACCACGAGUGUCUCCCCAGUACAGACUCAAGUUAUGCUUGAAAUGAAAAAGUCUAUCUGGUGGUGGGUAAACGUAGACCUGGCACUGUUCCACGCGGGCGCCCCAAGCCUGCCACUCCUGUGUCCCCGCCUCCCUGGGCUCCCGAGAUAGGCACCACUGUAUCCUCCAGCUCCUUCCUUCCUUCCCCCAGGAACGUGGAGGCCACCGAGGGGGCUGGGCCUAUCAGGAGGACACAGGCCGCAGCCUGGCACCCACCCCUCCCAUCUCCACCCCACAUGGAAGACUUGUCUUCAACUUGGCCACUGUCUUUGCAGAGCUGGGCACAUGUGCCCAGGGGGCAGAAAAAAUGGCUUCUCAGUUGUUAAAAGUAUACCCUGGACCACCCAUCUGACCAUCUCCUUAAGGUCUCACCCAAAGCCCCCAGUGUCAGAGACUUGGGAUGGGAAGAACAGUCGGCUCCCUGUGUGGUCAUGAGCAAGUUUUCUGUGGACUGUUCCCCCCACUGUGGCAGGGAGUCCUCAAGCUCCCAACCUGCUGUCCCUCAAGCCCCGCUUCUACCAGCCUGUGGAGUUCAGGAGGCGAGACAUCCCGGCCUCCUUUGAGAACUGAUGGGAUCUACCCCCUGUCCACGCGGGACAGUUUCUCAGAACUGGUUCAUAGACCACCUGUGUCACCAACAGCCAGAUACCUAAUCCCUGAGCCUCCUUUGGGAAGGUCUGGGGCCGAGGGUCUGGGAAUUUUUUUUUUUUUUUUUUUUUGGGACAGAGUCUCAUUCUGUCACUCAGGCUGGAGUGCAGUGGCAUGAUCUUGGCUCACUGCAAGCUCCACCUCCUGGGUUCAAGCGAUUCUCUUGCCUCAGCCUCCUGAGUAGCUGGGACUACAUGCGCACACCACCACGUCUGGCUAAUUUUUGUAUUUUUAGUAGAGACAGGGUUUCACCAUGUUGGCCAGGCUGGUCUUGAACUCCUGACCUCGUGAUCCACCCGCCUUAGCCUCCCAAAGUGCUGGGAUUACAGGCGUGAGCCACCGUGCCCGGCCCAGGACUUUUAAAACAAGCAUCCCAGGGGAUUCCAGUGCCCACCAGAAGUCGCAAGCUGCUUGGCUCUGGAGGGCGCCUAGGAGUCGGUGUCGCCUAAGAUGGGAUCUCUGGAGGGCGCCUAGGAGUCGGUGUCGCCUAAGAUGGGAUAACGGCUUCAGGCAACUCCUAGCCUUCCCCAUAUCUCCUGCCUCAGCCCCCCGGCCCAGUGCUGCGGUGUCAGCUAAACCUGAGCUUCCAAGAAGUCAGGUUGCCAAAGGAAGGAGCCUUCUGAGACCCUCCCCAACCCACCCAGGUUCCCAAGGCCCUGCCGUACCCUGGGGAAUCAACCAAGGAGUUCUUGUUCUCGAAGAACCCCAGGCCUCAUGAUGGUCUACGGUAGAGGUCCAACAACUACAGCCUGUGGGCCACAUCUGGCCACAGCCUGAUUUGUAAAUAAAGUUUUAUUGGAACACAGCAA
Molecule: messenger RNA, 3135 nt
Organism: Pan troglodytes (chimpanzee)
Lineage: Eukaryota; Metazoa; Chordata; Mammalia; Primates; Hominidae
Gene: RHOF
Product: ras homolog family member F, filopodia associated
Exons: 5
Coding region: 731-1366 (211 amino acids)
Biological process (GO): small GTPase-mediated signal transduction
Molecular function (GO): GTP binding; GTPase activity
Source: RefSeq, a predicted model, not a curated record